CACAGUCACAAACGUUUCGCGUUAAGACAUACGUUACGUUUAAUUCGAUCUAAGUUUUAAAAAUGAUUUGUGUUGUUUUGGUAAAGUUUCUGUUUAUUCUGAUUAUGUUACAAAAUUGCGAGUGUGAUACGCAACCAAAUAAGUGUGGGAAUAUGAAUCCUAUAGUCGCAGUAAAAGAAGGUAAAUUGAGAGGUACAGUUGCUACGCUAAUCGAUGGAUCUACAUACUACAGUUUUAAAGGUAUUCCAUAUGCCAAAGCACCUACUGGAGAGCGAAGAUUUCAGGCUCCACUUCCUCCCGAACCUUGGGAAGGAAUUCGUGACGCAAUUGAUCACGGUCCUGUUUGCCCACAAUUCGAUAACCCUGAUCUUAUAGAAGGCAGCGAAGAUUGUUUAUUUGUCAAUGUGUACACGAAGUGUAUUGACCCUAAGGCUAACAUCCCAGUUAUGGUCUACAUUCACGGUGGUAGCUACAGUUCUGGUUCGGGAAAUAACGAUACUUAUAAUCCAGAUUUUUUGAUACAACACGAUGUAAUCUUGGUGACGAUAAACUAUCGAUUAGAGUUGUUGGGAUUUUUAUGUCUGGAUAUUCCUGAGGUUCCAGGUAAUGCUGGUAUGAAAGACCAAGUGUUCGCUUUACGCUGGGUAAAGGAUAACAUAGAGCAGUUCGGUGGAAAUCCAAAUAGUAUUACAAUCUUUGGAGAAAGUUCUGGUGCGAGUUCUGUUACUUACCACAUGCUAUCUCCUAUGUCUAAAGGAUUGUUUCACAGAGUGAUUGCUCAAAGCGGAACCGCGAUACAUGAUUGGACAAUCGGCAGAGAUUCCAAAGAAAGAGCGUUUAAAGCCGGUAGAGUUUUAGGGAAAAAUACAAGAAACACCAAAGAAUUGUUAGACUUCUUCCGGAGCUUGAAACCAAUACAGCUAACCAAUCUCACGGAAAGAACAUUAUCUUACGACGAGAGAUAUAGAGGAUUGCAAGAAACGUUUGUUCCGGUAAUUGAAACUAAAUUUAAAGGUGUAGAAGCAUUUUUAGAUCGAAGUCCAGUUGAAAUGCUCGCAAAAGGAAAGGUGGAAACCAAGGUACCACUAAUGAUUGGUUAUAAUUCUGCAGAGGGUUUGAUAAUUGUUGACGAUAGGGUAAAUAACAUUGAGGUUUAUAACGAAAAUCCUUCUUUGUUCAUUCCAAAAGAAAUAGAAGAGAUGGUGUCUGAAGAAUCUUUAAAAGAAUUUGGUAACAGAGCAAAAAGUUUCUACUUCGGACUCAAUAACAUAACAAAAGAUGAACCACAAACAAUAGAAAUGAUUAACAGCGAUAUAUUUUUCAUUUAUAACACGCAUAGGUUUGUUCACUUAUAUAGUUCAACCAAUCAACCCAUACACAUGUACAGAUUUAAUUACGAUACAGAGCUUAAUAUAAAUAAAAUAUAUUCAAAAUAUAAUUUUUUGAAAGGCGCAUGCCAUGCUGAUGACCUAUUUUACAUCUUCUACAAUUCUUUCAACAAGAAAGCUUAUGAAAACCAAGAGAGGUUAAGAAAAAUAGUUUUUGACAUAACCGCAUUAUGGACCAAUUUCGCUAAAACCGGUAAUCCGACACCUGAUAACAGUUGGCAGUCAUUUACGCUGGAAGGUAAAGAAUAUUUGAAAUUAGAAGGAAAUAGAAGUAUGGGAAAUUUCGCGGAGAAGGACCGAGUGAAAUUCUGGAAUCAGAUUUACAAAGAAGCUAAUCUUCCCUACAUUAUUAAUACUGAUUAAAUUUAAGAUAUACAAAAAAAAUCUUAUUGAAUUAUAUUUCUAUUUUACCAUAA
Papilio polytes (common Mormon) is the source of this 1804-nucleotide messenger RNA. Its product is annotated as esterase B1-like. The record is from RefSeq and is a predicted model, not a curated record. The transcript is spliced from 4 exons. NCBI's taxonomy places the organism in Eukaryota, Metazoa, Arthropoda, Insecta, Lepidoptera, Papilionidae. Bases 63 to 1751 code for a protein of 562 amino acids.